UUGCAAUAUUGCCACUAAUAAAAUGGGGAAAAACAGCAGUUUCAAAUCGUACAAAAAGGCCGCGAUUAGGAUCGUUCACGGUGUAGUGGAAAUGAUUUUCCACUGGUUAUUCGGUUUAGUUUACGGGGGAAAACAGAAAACCAUGCCCCCCAUCAAGGAUCUUCUCUUGCUCGAAUCCGCUACUAGUCUUGCUCGUAAAAUUAGAACCGGAAAGGUUACCAGCGUGCAAGUUUUGCAAUCAUUCAUAGACAGAAUAAACGAAGUUAAUCCGAUUUUGAAUUGCGUGGUUGCCAAUAGAUUCGACGAAGCUCGAAAGGAAGCCCAAAAAGCCGAUGAAUUGAUUGCUUCCGGUGUUAUACCGGAGGAAAAACUAGCUCAGGAGAAGCCCUUCUUGGGCGUGCCAUUCACUACGAAAGAUUGCAUUCCCGUUAAAGGUCUAAUACACUCGUCGGGCUUGGUCAAACGCAAGCACAUCGUCGCCGAUGAGGACGCCGAAGUGGUGGCGAGUCUUCGACGAGCCGGAGCCAUUCCGAUCGCUCUAACCAACGUUUCGGAGCUGUGCAUGUGGUGGGAGAGCGCCAACAAAGUGCACGGCAGAUCGAACAAUCCGUACGGGGCGAAUCACAUCGUGGGCGGCUCGUCGGGCGGCGAGGGAUGCGCCCAAGCCGCCUCCGUAUCGGCUUUCGGCAUAGGCUCCGACAUCGGCGGUUCCAUUCGCAUGCCGUCCUUCUUCAACGGCAUCUUCGGCCACAAACCGUCCGCUCUGAUCGUCCCGAAUCACGGCAACUAUCCGCAACCGAAUUCCGACGAACAGAACCGGUUCCUCGGAUUGGGCCCGAUGUGUCGAAGGGCCGAAGAUCUGGCGCCCUUGUUGAAGAUCAUAGCGGGCGGCAAAAGCGCCAAAUUGAGAUUGGACGAGCCGGUCGACGUGAAAAAGAUCAAAUGGUACUAUCAGGACAACGAUACCGGCUCGCGAUUGGUGUCGCCGGUGGCGCCCGAAAUCAAAGAGCUCUUCGGCAAGGUGGCUAAGCAUUUGGAGAAGGCUUAUGGAAUUCAGGCGACGAAGGUCAACUACAGGAGAUUCUCGAAAAGCGGUCCGAUGUGGUUCGCCAAUAUGAAAACCUCGAACGGUCCGAAAUUUAACCAACACUUGGCCAAUUUAGACGGAGCGAUUAAUCCUUGGUUGGAGUUGGUAAAAUGGGUAUUUGGCAUGUCAGAGCACACUUUCAUCGGAAUCGUAACCUGUUUGGCAGAAAAGGGCGGUUGUCAAUACGGAGACGCCAAGUACGAUUACUUGGUGCAGGAGAGGAACAACCUGCGCCAGGAAUUACUGGAUAUCCUCGGCGACGACGGGGUGUUUCUCUAUCCCACUCAUCCGACAUCGGCUCCUUAUCACAACGAGCCCUUAAUAAAACCGUUCAAUUUUUCUUACACUGCUGUGAUAAACAUUUUGGGUCUGCCCGCUACCCAUUGCCCAAUGGGUCUGGAUAAAAACGGAUUGCCUAUAGGUCUGCAAGUGGUGGCUGGCGAUGGAAACGACAGGUUGUGCUUGGCUGUAGCCAGAGAAAUGGAAAAAGCCUUCGGAGGAUGGGUACCGCCCUCUAUACAGGCGUAAAUGAUUCUCUUUAUAUGGACAAUCAGUAGAGAUAAUUUGAUAGUUUUUCGAGUAUUUUUUUUUUUUUAGUGAAUUGGUUCAGUUCUACAUUAACUUUGUUAUAAAUGGCAUUUGUAAACGGUACUUUGUAUUUGUUUUUUAAUGUUUUAUACAUUUUUUGUAAUAACAUUCAGCGCCCCAUUUUAACCUUAAACACGACUUUAAGGUCGCGUCUUUAACUUAACGACAGUUUUACAUUGUUGUUAUGGAGUAACUAGGGAGAUUCUUUCAAUUGACAGUUUUACAUUGGUUGUUAUGGAGUAACUAAGGAGAUUCUUUCAUUUGACAGUUUUACAUUGGUUGUUAUGGAGUAACUAAGGAGAUUCUUUCAAUUGACAGUUUUACAUUGUUGUUAUGGAGUAACUA
Molecule: messenger RNA, 2020 nt
Organism: Phyllotreta striolata
Lineage: Eukaryota; Metazoa; Arthropoda; Insecta; Coleoptera; Chrysomelidae
Source: the annotation of a GenBank genome assembly